Molecule: messenger RNA, 4084 nt
Organism: Pocillopora damicornis (cauliflower coral)
Lineage: Eukaryota; Metazoa; Cnidaria; Anthozoa; Scleractinia; Pocilloporidae
Product: cell adhesion molecule DSCAML1
Biological process (GO): cell-cell adhesion
Cellular component (GO): cell-cell junction; plasma membrane
Molecular function (GO): cell adhesion molecule binding
Source: RefSeq, a predicted model, not a curated record
AUGCACCUCAGCAAGUCACAGUGAAUCCAAAUCCAGCAGUUGUGGAACUUGGUCAAAGCUUAACCCUCACAUGCCAGGCUGAUGGAUUUCCAAAACCCUCCUACUCAUGGACGUUUAAUGGAGGAGCAAUUGGAGACUCACAAAACACUUUGCAACUUGCAAGUGCCCAAGUGUUGAAUGCAGGGAACUAUACAUGUGUGGCAACAAAUACGUUUGGUAGUGCUCAGGAAACAAGGCUGGUGAAUGUGAGAUCUGCUCCAACUUACACCAUCCAACGUACAACACCAUCAGGUACAACAAUACUGGCUGGCACCUCAGGGGGAAGAUACACAAUUCCUAAUGUACAGCUUACUGAGGAGGAUAACUCAUACAACUGUGUGCCAAGAAAUGCACUUGGAGAUGGGCCAUCAAAAUCAUUGACAGUCAAAGUAAUAGUGCCACCUUCAUUCCAGAGUAAUUUGCCAAACAAACAAACAAAGACUGAAAAUGAAACGGUGAACUACCCAUGCACAGUUCAAGCCAAACCUUAUGCUCAAAUUGUUUGGAAGCUGGGUGAAAAAAAUCUGACUGGCACACCGUACAAUAUCACAACUGAAGUUGCACCAGUUCAAAAUUCUAAACUUUUGAGAACUCUUUCUUAUCUGACUAUUGAUAAAGUAACCUGGCAGCAGAAUGGGACUUUCUCUUGUGUGGCUUUCAACAGUGCUGGUCAGAGGAGGCAAACCACAGAUCUUGAAGUGCGCUAUCGACCAGUUGUUCAGUCUGAUGCUGAUCAUCCGAAAAACCUCACACUGUCUGAGGGACAAGAAGCAACCUUCUCUUGUAAAACCAUCGGCAAUCCGCCCACCCUUUCACAAAAGUGGCAGUUCAAUGGAGUUGACAUACCUGGAGAAAGUUGCAGUGCCUGCGUAACAACAACUUUCACAAAGGCUUCAGUGACUCAGGCUGAUGCAGGAUGGUAUUCCUGUACUGGAACCAACUCUCUAGGAGAAGGACCUCCUGCCAGAGCACAAUUACUUAUUAAGCAUCCACCAACAAUCACUUCCUAUCAAAGUGCAUUCACAGUUAAUGAAACAAACAAUGUUACAAUGACAUGUCGUGCAAAGGGAGUGCCACAGCCAACAAUUACCUGGAAAAAGAUAGGAGGUGAUGAAUUAGAUUGCUCGGGUGAGCAAUGCAUCAUACGCAACACAAGUGGCAAAAAUGAUGGAACCUACAGAUGUGUGGCUAAAAAUGAACUUGGCGAGGAUUGGAAAGAAAUCACUCUUAAUGUUCAGACACGUCCGAUCAUUGUCACAUCCACCCCUACAAGCACCCAAAUACCUGGUGAUGAAGGCGAGCAAGUCGAUUUAACUUGUAUCGUCAGCGGCAAACCUCCACCGUCGUUGUCAUGGAAACGUCAACUUAAUGGACAAGAUCUGAGCUCAUUGAACGAUGAAAAAGUGAAAAGCAUCACAAAGGAGAGAGACACCAGUGUAUUGAAGGUUGCAGUCAGUGCAAUAGGGGAACAUUUCUAUUGCGUCGCUGUAAAUCUUCUGGGAAGUGACAACCAGCAAUACACCAUAAGGAAAAGAGGGAUUCCAGAUAAACCAAUUAAUGUGGACGUGAAGUCGUUUCAAGACCAAAAUUCGAAAACUGUUAGCGUUAAUGUGAGCUGGACACCUGGAUACAGUGGAGGAUAUGAUCAAGAGUUCACAAUCCAUUAUCGCGUCAAACAAAGCAACCGAGACUUUGUGGAACAGUUUGUUGGUCACCCAGAUAACAACAUGCACACUAUACCCGGACUUUACCCGGAAACAGUGUAUGAAUUUACCGUUCAAGCUUCUAAUAAACUUGGCCAAAGCCAACCGUCAGACCCAAAGGAGUAUAAAACAGCAGAGUCCCAGAUACCUCCGGACAGAGGAACUGUCAAAGCUUUGAGAGCAUCAGACGACGCCUCUGUCAUACUGGUGGAAUGGACGAUAGCAGAUGACCAAGUAACAAUUGCGACUCUUCAGAUUCAGCAGGGAGGAGAGGGCUCUUGGGAGCUUGUCGAGGGAGCCUCUCAGCUGAACAGAUCUGUAUCAGAGUUUAAAGUGAGCGAUCUGAAAGCUGACAGCUCAUACAGAUUUAGAGUGGAUAUGAGACGACCAGGAGAGUCUGCUCCGGCUUAUGUUUAUAGUGAUACAGUUCCGGCUGGCCCUCUUCCAGGAGCAAGAGAUGAUGGUGAACCGUUAAAGGACUGGAUGAUUGCUGUUAUUGUUUUAGUUGCUGGUCUUCUUCUCCUGGCCAUUGUCGUCCUUGCAUUGUGUUGCUUUAAGCGUCGGAAGAAGGAACACGGGGCUAAUAAUGUUCCCAUGUCUCAAACUACAAACUAUGUUGUGGGUGGCCCCGAUGUGACACGUGUCCUGGAAAACAGGCGUAGCUACGGUAUGGAGUCGGUGGAAGAUGAUCCGUUCCUCGCAGCUGCGUCAAUGCAGUCUGUGAACUCAACCGAGGCAAAAAAGAAAAAACCAGACUCCAGUCAGGGUGUAAACUAUGGAUACCUGUCACAAGAUUCUGUUCGACAGCAGCCUGAAAUGUUACUCAAUCCAGGCUCCCGCAUGGUGAGAAACGGCCGUUUGGCGCAAAGCACUGGUGAACUGGAUGCGAACUCAGCAUACUCGGCUAGGGGACCCCAGAGAGAUUUCAGCACACUGCCUCCGUACCACGAACCACCUUCGUUUGAAGAGGCAAUGCGGCAGUCAGGAAGGAAACCCAAAACCAGGAAGUCAACAGGGGACCUCACAGGGCCAGGGCAGGGAAGACAUUCAGGCCGCCGACCAAGACAAGCUCGACCAGCUGAUGAGCCCACAGACUCGAGUGAUGGAGAACAACGGUUUACGCCUCAGAGGUCUGCACCCCCUCCCCCGAGAGUAAGACAUGUAGAAUCCAUUGAAGAGCCAGGUUACGCCGCAGUGGACCGGGACGGACGUGUUAUGGGGCCGAGGGUGUUGCCAAUGGGGGCUAACCCGAGUGGUCGUCCUGCAAAUGGGCCCCUUGAUCCUACGGUGCCAUAUGCUUUGCCACAGAAGAGACCCAAACCUAAGAGACCUCGCCGUGAACCAAAUGAGCCAGCGAUUGAGAGGCUUCGCCCACCGCCACAGAUGUAUGGGCCUCCAUACUGGAGAGACUCUUAUAAAGGAUGGCCUCCCCCACAGUACACCCCUGAGGACAGAUCAUUCGAGGACCUCCCAGUGCAUGAUGGCGACGACUUAGAUUUGGAUGAUCCGUCCAAUCUUCCACCGAAUGAGGGACCCCCGGACCUACCACCCCCUAUGGCUAUGUUGCCUAGCAACCGACCGAUUUCUAAUAAUUAUCAAAACUAUCCCGAUGAUGGCCUUCCAGAGCCGCCUAUGUUUUUACGCGACAUUGUUUAUCCACCAGACGGCCAGGAUCCUCGCUACGACUCGGACGGACCUGCACCUUACCAUCCACCCUCUUCACCGGGACGACAGAGACAGCCGUACAUCAAUAUUCAUGGACAACUCGUUAGGCCUCCUUCGCAGGACUCAGACGGUUUCCGGAGACCCGAAUCUUUACGAUCGUCACGAAACACACUCACCCCGGAGCCCGAACUACCUCCAAAUCAAUGGCAACCGCGGGGAUCUGAGCCCGAGGAAAAAGCACCUGAGAUAAAUUACGUCAGUUAUUUGGUUUGAUGAAAAUGGGGUCGUCAUUGAAUACGCGCACACCCUCAAGGACUUCUGAGAGUGGAUUACGAAGAAGCCAAAUAGCGAUAUUCGCGUUGUAUUUUUGACAAGAGAAGAUUACCAAUAUGUAAAAAUUUGCUACAGAAUUUUCAAUAAGGAAAGACUUUUCCGGUCGAGCAAGAAAUGAAACGCGCGCUCGUCGGUGAGUUCACCAAAGGUUGGUGCUUCUUGCUGAGUUGUUCACUUUAGAUAGAAAAUGAAUUACAUUGAGGAAAAAAAAGAAUAAGCCCGGUAGUAUAUGUGCGACUGACAAGAAGUGAAAAAAAAACGUUCUCGUGAGUGAACCAUGUCGAAAAAAUAGGGCAUAGAAGUUCCAAACCUUUUUUAACCUCGAAGGUUAUGCCUACACGAAA